ACCGUUCGGUCACUUAAAGACAAAUGUAAUUAAUUUAAAGAAUAAAUAAAUGCAUUCCAAAUAUCUCUUAAUAGUAUUGUGUAUAUUUCCCAAUUCGUUAUAUGCGGCACACAUACUAUCUUUAUUUGGAGUGCCCAUGCGUUCACAAUAUGACUUUAUAGAGCCGCUACUAAAAGAAUUGGCGGGACGGGGUCAUCAAAUAACAUCAAUAACAAAUUUUCCACAAAAAGAAGCAAUACCCAAUUUUCGUGAUGUUGUGGUAGAAAAAAAUAAACAUUUAUUUUUUGGCUAUCACAACUUUACCUUAGACAACCAGGAAGCAAAUUACUAUGAAUUGAUUGAUAAAAUCUAUAGUCAAGCCAUUCAAAUGUGUAUAAAUAUACAGAAUGACAUAGUUGUUCGUCAAAUAUUGGAUAAUGAGAAGAUUGAUUUGAUUAUAUUGGAUGUAUUUUUUGCUGAAUCAUUUUUUGGUUUAUCCGAGUAUUUAAAAGCACCAAUUGUUGGAGUAUCUACCAUGGGUACUAUGAUUGCUAUUGAUGAACUGGUGGGUAAUAUAAGUCCCAUAUCGUAUAUACCUCAUAUAAUUUUACCUCUACGUCAAAUGAAUUUUUGGCAACGAUUUUUAAACGUAUUAUUGGAAUUUAUUGAAUGGGCUCACUAUUACCGGAAAUAUAUGGUUCUACAAAAACAAAUCUAUAAAUUUUAUUAUCCUAAUGCCCAAUUAACAUUUGAAGAAGCUCAAAGAAAUUUCUCUUUAGUUUUAUUAAAUGAUCACUUUUCUUUAACGACACCAAGACCUUAUGUACCCAAUAUGAUAGAAGUGGCUGGCUUAAAUAUUGUAACAAAUCCAGAUCCUCUAAAGCCUAAUAUUAAACAUAUCCUCGACAAUGCCCGGGAAGGAGUCAUACUGAUAAAUCUCGACACUUUUAUUAAUCCUUAUACUUUGGACAUAUUUUUCCAACAAUUUAAAACCCUGCCUUAUACAAUAUUGUGGAAAACUUCCCAGAAAAUUCCUUACACACUUCCAAAUGUACACAUAGAUGCCAAUUUUGUUGUAGCUUCCAUUCUACCACAUCCUAAUUUAAAACUAUACAUAACACAUGGCGGUUUUCUUAGCAUUAUAGAAAGUGUUUACCAUGGUUUACCAAUUUUGGGUGUGUCCUCUAUCGAAAAACAGGAUAACAUAGUCGACUACAUUCAAAAGGUGGGCAAUGGACUGUCCCUUAAAUUACAUAGCAUCUCUGAACGAGUUCUUGCCAAGGCUUUUAAUGAACUUUUAGGUUCUUCACACUAUGCUAAUGUUGCCAAAACUUUAUCGUUUAGAUUUCGUGAUCAACAAAACACACCUAUGGAACGAGCUGUCUUUUGGAUUGAAUAUGUUCUACGUCAUAAAGGUGCCAGACAUUUACGCAACAUGGGACAUAAUUUGUCUUGGUGGCAAUUUUAUAAUAUUGAUGUAAUAUUUGCAAUAUUUGGUAUAUUUGCUUUAAUAACUAGUUUGGCCUUAGUUAUUGUUAAUAUUUUGCUGAAAGUUUUUUGGAAAUCAAAAAUUAGAAAGAAAUUUGAAGUAAAUAAAGAAAAAGAAGCGUAAAAUUUUAAGCAGAAUAAUAGUAUAGUAACAAGAAAAUUAAA
This is a messenger RNA of Lucilia sericata (common green bottle fly), 1632 nucleotides long. RefSeq names its product UDP-glycosyltransferase UGT4-like. Lineage: Eukaryota; Metazoa; Arthropoda; Insecta; Diptera; Calliphoridae. The coding region runs from base 50 to 1591 and encodes 513 amino acids. The transcript is spliced from 2 exons. Gene Ontology annotation, molecular function: UDP-glycosyltransferase activity. The record is from RefSeq and is a predicted model, not a curated record.